Molecule: messenger RNA, 1064 nt
Organism: Vitrella brassicaformis
Lineage: Eukaryota; Vitrellaceae
Source: the annotation of a GenBank genome assembly
CGGGAACCGAAAAAAGAAAGAUCCCGCUCAAAGAAGCGUGCAACAGUUUGGUGUAGGCGGACAAGAGCUGGGGAUAGAUAGUAUGUGUGGAUAGGUGCGGGCGUCGGCUGCCGCCCCGCCUGUGGCCUCCCCUGCCUCCCUAGCUGCCUGCGUGUCGAGCGCUGCGCACAAUGGCGCACGAGAGGGCCCAACCAUCACAGGCAUCUCAGGUAGCCACCGAUGUGCCACUCGACUCACCGGUAAGGACGCACGAGCGCACGGCCAGACGGCAGAAAGAUGUGUUUGUCUGGUUGUAUGUCGGUCGAUUCGAUGCAGAUCCGAGAGUUGCUGCGGACCAGAUCUCGUGUGGGUUUCGGUCCGUCGACGGGCACCACCAUGACCUGCUCACUCUUACAGAUUGCCAUAUGUGUGGAUGGAUGCAACACAACACACACAUAUACACACACACGCCACACCACACGGAAUGCUAAUGGGUAUCUGUGUGCUUGUGUGUUGACCUUGCAGCCAACGGCAGCCAGGUUGAGGUAGUAGAGGCCCUGCUGGAUGCGCCGGGUGUGGCGUUGAAGAACCAGACGCUCAUGCACCACGUGGCGGCCUGCCCACUCUCCGGCCACCGCAAGCUGCGGCUCGUCAAGGGCCUGCUGCAGCGAGAGCCCUCACUGGCCACAGAGGUCCGUAUUUGUCUGUGUAUCCAUCCACACACACUCUCGGCCCCCUCUCUCCCACCCUCUGUGUGCGUGUCUGUGUGUGUGUGGUCAGGUUGACGAGUGCGGCCGCCGGCCCGUGCACAUGUUCUUCCGCUACCCACUCAACGAGGCGGCGCUGCAGAAGGAGCUGACAGAUCUGCUCAUAGCGACGGCCGGCCCGAGCAUCCUGCGUGCCCGCGACAUGUGGGGCAUGUGCCCGCGGGACCACGUGGCGGAGCCUGAGCACCGGUCCAACAAGGACAAGGAGCUCAACUGACCCACCGACCGACCAACGCACGCCACGCCGAUAUCCAUUGCCGAUAUGUAGAGGCCGACAGACAAGUGCACACAAAAACAGCGGUAGAGGUAGGUGUAGAG